AUACAUUACAACGCUCAAAAUAGCAGAUGGUAAAGAAUAAAGUCAUAUAGGGGAUUUUGGUAAUCCGUCUUGUGGAGGAUGCCCUGUGAACUCCUUAACUCCUCAUUGAGCCACUGAUUCAUGCUGAACAAGGGCUCUGUUGCGUGAUUCCAUUAAUAACAUCAUGUUUUCUCUCUCUUGGAUAUGAAAUAGCGAUCAUAAUUGACAUUUGUACACAGUUACACCUGUAGUUACACCCUUCAACGAACUCUCGCGCUGUUCCUAGAUGUAACCGAUGGAUGGCGCUGUCUGGGCAUUACUGAAUAAAUGGCAAGCGCAAUGGUGUCUGUAUCUCCGUCGACAUGGCAAAGCCUCCAGAUAUUUUACCAAUGGGUCCUAGAAAACGGGGACCAGAGGACAGGUGGAUGGCUUUUGGUGUAUUCUCCGCUCCCUGUCGGGGGGAUCUUCCUGUGUUACCUUCUCAUCGUCUGGCUUGGCCCCAAACUCAUGAUUUACAGAGAACCAGUCAACAUCAAAGCUCUUCUUAUUAUUUACAAUUUUUCCAUGGUGUGCCUUUCUGCUUAUAUGUUUUAUGAGUUCACAGCAUCAUCUUGGUUGGCAAAUUACAGUUUGGUGUGUCAGCCUGUGGACUACUCUGAAACCCCCUUGGCAAUGAGGAUGGCCAGAGUGUGCUGGUGGUUUUACUUCUCCAAAGUUAUUGAACUUACUGAUACAAUGUUCUUCAUUCUGAGAAAGAAGAACAAUCAGCUGACCUUUUUGCACGUGUAUCACCAUGGCACCAUGAUUUUCAACUGGUGGGCAGGGGUCAAGUAUGUUGCAGGAGGCCAGUCGUUCCUUAUUGGCCUCAUAAACUCUUUUGUUCAUGUGGUGAUGUAUAUGUACUAUGGCCUGGCAGCAUUGGGCCCACAAAUGCCUAAGUACUUGUGGUGGAAACGCUAUCUCACUUCCCUUCAGCUGCUCCAGUUCUUUAUUGUGACCAUUCACACUGCAGUCAACUUCUAUGCCGACUGUGACUUUCCUGACUCCAUGAAUAUGGUAGUGCUCAGCUACGCCUUCAGCCUGAUCGCUUUGUUCAGCAACUUUUAUUAUCAGAGCUACAUUUCCAAGAAGACCAAGAUGGCAUGAUAGCAUGGAGAUGGAAGAUACUGAAAUAUAUAUAUAUAUAUAUACUUUGAAUGUUUGAAUAAAAGUCAUCCAUUGAUCCCGAAUGUUGUGGUUGAGAUUGA
Messenger RNA from Carassius carassius (crucian carp), 1226 nucleotides. It is a transcript of the gene elovl8a, whose product is annotated as ELOVL fatty acid elongase 8a. Gene Ontology annotation, biological process: sphingolipid biosynthetic process; fatty acid elongation, polyunsaturated fatty acid; fatty acid elongation, monounsaturated fatty acid. The transcript has 8 exons. The record is from RefSeq and is a predicted model, not a curated record. Gene Ontology annotation, cellular component: endoplasmic reticulum membrane. Lineage: Eukaryota; Metazoa; Chordata; Actinopteri; Cypriniformes; Cyprinidae. Bases 307 to 1125 code for a protein of 272 amino acids. Gene Ontology annotation, molecular function: fatty acid elongase activity.